Messenger RNA from Cuscuta campestris, 3217 nucleotides. Lineage: Eukaryota; Viridiplantae; Streptophyta; Magnoliopsida; Solanales; Convolvulaceae. The record is from the annotation of a GenBank genome assembly.
GAGGAAUUGUAGGGGAAGGAAGGGUGUGUUUGUGUGGCCCAUCAGAUCGAAAUCCCAAUUCAUUUUCAUCAGUUUCUUGAGGAUCUGAGCUUCUCCAAUGGUUUUACCAAACCACACCCUUUCUUGUUUCCUAGUAUUUAUUCCCCAUCUUGAGCUCUCAAUUUCCCUUUUGUUCUUGAGUUGCUUCAGUACAAUGAACAAAAACCCAAUCUUGAAAAGCUUGUGAGGAGACAUGGUUCAAAGAUGUGGGUCUGAGGGAUGGGAACCCAAGUGCACUACAAAGACUAUGCUCCGCUUGGAUAUUGCGACAUGAGGAACUUAAGUGAGGACGGUAGCAGUAGUAAUUGGUCCCUUUUUUAUGGAGAUAGACCCUCAACGAAUGUGCAACAUUGUAAUAACGGUUUCUUGUCUCGGAGUGUAAUUGAUGCAUUUCCUGGGUACGACAAGGAUGCGGUAAAGCAGAAAAUGCUUGAACAUGAGGCAAUUUUCAAGAAUCAGGUUUAUGAACUUCACCGCCUUUACAGAAUCCAAAGGGACAUGAUGCAAGAGGCGAAAAGGAAGGAACCGAACCGGAUGUCUGUGGAGCCAUCGUCAUCAUCUAGCAUCAGAGGAUCUCAAAUGCCCUCUGAAGAUGCUCGGAAAUGGCACAUGACCAGUUUACCCUUAGCACAUUCUAAUUAUUACGCGAGAGCAUCUACAUGCAGUGCUGAUUUGAUGAGCUCUCCUCUAAGCUGUGCGAAGGACAAUAAUGUCCAACUACAAAACGGGGUCUCCUCAAGAUUCAGUGGAGAAGAGCUGGAGGCUAGACCGUCUAAAGUGCGCAAAAAACUGUUUGAUCUUCAAUUGCCAGCCGAUCAGUACAUAGAUACCGACGAUGAUAAACAGUUGCAAGACUGCAGAUCAUCUUUAUGUCCAAGUUAUCCUGCUAGGGGGAACUUUACUGACCCACAAGAGUGUAGUGUUAAACUGAUUCUUGGCAGUGGUGGUGGUGAAAUGAGCUCUUCCCAAAAAGAGGUUUCUAAAAUGCCCAGUUCCUAUUUAAGGAGUUCGUUCGGGUUGGCAGAUCUCAAUGAACCUGCCCAGUUUGAGGAAACAAUCGUUGCUCCACCGGUUGACUUUCUUGGUUGUUCUAAUUAUCCCAAAGACUCUAAAAGGCCAAAUGUCAGCAGUAGUAAACAGCCAAAUGCAGCGUUUUUUGCAAGCUCCAAUGGGUUAAUCAGUAAUUCCUCAAAGGGCAGUAAGGGAAAAGAGAGGGAUUGGCUUUCGUAUGCUUAUGAAGCAGAUAACAUGAGAAAUGGCCUACUCCCUCAAGGUUUGGAACAUAAUAAGUUGCCUAUGCCAUCCCAUCGGCAUAAUCCGGUAACUUAUCCAACUCUCAGUAUUAGGGACGAUAUGUGGCGAGAGAGGACAGGUUAUGGGCUACAACCCUUUGAAAGAGGCAGGGAGAGCUCUAGUUAUAGCCGUGUGGUGGAACCCACGGUGGCACCCCAGCUGUUUUCCUCCUGUCCCAGCCCGUAUGUUAAUUCUUCUGAGUUUCCCAAUUUGUGGCCCUCUGUUUCAUCUUUAGAAAAACCAACAAGUAGCCCAACCCAGAAGUUCACAUUCUUUCAUCCAAACACCUCUCAAAGCCCCAUUACCGGGUGGAAUAAUAAUAAUGGUAACAUCGUAUCUGGUGCCAAGAAUGGUUUCUGUUACAAUGUAUCUCCAUCCGCCCCGCGGGACCCACCUGUUCAUUUCCGACCACUUGGUUUUGAUUGUCUGAACUUCAACAAGGGUGAGAAUGGACUGCCCGGAAGCUCUACUACUCAUCAUCAAUAUGAGAAGCUUCUAGUUGACUCCAACUCGGUGGAUUCAAAAUCUGCAAAAGGUUUCGAUCUGAAUGUCAUGAACGAGCAGCAGCCCUUCCAUGACAAGGGGUUUUUUGGUAAUAGUAGUAGUAGUAGUACAAGAAAGCAUGAAGAAGAAGACAUUACAGCAACAUUGCCAUGGCUUAAAGUUACGCCUGCUUCCAAAAACAAGCCCUCAAGAGAGGAAAACGAACCGUCCUUGCUCGCUUCUACUUCUGCAGCCAUAACUCAGCCCCCAACUCAGGGGCAUAAUGGGACGAACGCAAAGAAGAAUGUCAUGAUUGAUAUAAACAUGGCAUGGGACCUUUCACAUGAUGAGUUAGAGGAAGACAAGCCAAAAGCCACUAGCGCAAGAAAUCACAUCGAUUUGAAUUCUUGUCUUCCCGAAGAGGAAGAUGAAGAUUGUCCGGGACCCACUGCUGCGGCUAGUAAUAAUGUUAGAACAAAAACAUGUCUAGAGAUUGAUUUGGAAGCUCCUGCUGUUUUGGACAGUGAUGAAUAUGAUCUCCCACCUAAAACGGAGCACAUGGAAGAUGAUAAUCUAUCCCCAAAAGACGAAUCUGCCAGUGUUGCAGCAGAAGCAAUAGUUGCCAUUUCGUCAUUACGCGAUGACCCGUCCGAAGAUCCUCUGGGGGAAUCCCUCCAUUGGCUAGCUGACAUAGCCGCUUCGUGUGCUGAGGACAAAGAACCAAAGGGCAGCCAGGAUGAGAAUAGUUUGUGUUUAGAGGGGACGGAUUCUUUUGAGGCGAUGACGCUGCAGUUGGCAGAAACCAAGAAAGAGGACUACAUGCCCAAGCCAUUCGUGCCCGAGUGUGGGGACCACAACAACAACAACAACGUGGGCCCGACGGCGUCUUCCCUUAACCACCGGCCUCGAAGGGGUCAGGCGAGGAGAGGGAGGCAGAAGAGGGACUUCCAGAGGGACAUCCUCCCCGGGUUGUCCUCCCUGUCGAGGCACGAGCUCGCCGAAGACCUUCAGACGUUCGGUGGGCUGAUGAAGGCAAUGGGCCAUCCUUGGAACUGUGCAUUGACAACGACAAAAAGGAGCGGGGCCCGCAACGGGGGUGGUGCUAGGGGAAGACGCCGGACCGUGGUGGCUGUCUCCAGCGACGAACCACCACCACCACCACUACCUGCCGCCAUAUCCCUAUCGCCGCAACUAAAUAAUGGCGAAGCGGUUUUCGAGGACAAGAGCCUAACGGGGUGGGGAAAGACGACUAGACGUCCCCGGAGGCAAAGGUAUCCCGCCGGCAGUACUCCUCCUCCCACCUUCCCUUUAACUUAAACCUUGAGAGAAAAGAGGCUGCAACUUAUAGUCCACCAUUUAUAUACAUAUAUAUUUCAAAAAAAAAAAAAUAGAGACAGACAGA